Microtus oregoni (creeping vole) is the source of this 9719-nucleotide messenger RNA. It is a transcript of the gene Pofut3, whose product is annotated as fucosyltransferase 10. Lineage: Eukaryota; Metazoa; Chordata; Mammalia; Rodentia; Cricetidae. Gene Ontology annotation, cellular component: Golgi membrane. The record is from RefSeq and is a predicted model, not a curated record. The transcript has 6 exons. Bases 489 to 1934 code for a protein of 481 amino acids. Gene Ontology annotation, molecular function: alpha-(1->3)-fucosyltransferase activity.
GAAAAUGAGGACUCUGGGGUGCACCGAGCGUCGUGCACCCCAGAGGCUGGUUGAAGUACGUUGAUGGGGAUUUGUUUUGAUUCUCGGAAGCCUAAGUUCAUCUCCAUUUCUGCAUCCUGGAGACAUGUGACUCAGACUUAGAAUCCAGCCUUUGACAUACAGUGUCCUCCAGUCCUGCUCCAGUUCUGCCCCCGUAGAACUUUGCCCAGGAUGUUGGAGUUACGGCAUAUCAGUGUUUUUGGAUGGCGCUGUGUCUGAGGACUCCGACUGCUCUGAUAAUAGCCUGAGAAGACGGCAUGCUGUUCCUUCCCAGCGCCAAGCUGGACCUAUCCUGAACCUUGGAUCUCAGUCCUUCAUGGAGACCAGCUCCUGGCAGGAAAUUGGCACCCAGAUGGUUCCUCUAUGUGAAGUUGUCUCUGGCUGCGGGCUGACUGGAGGACACCUGGUAGCCAGGCCAGCCCUCUCUCAGUCAUCCGGGACAGGGCAGCAUGGUGCGGAUUCAGAGGCAGAAGCUUCUGGCAUCUUGUCUGUGCAUGACUGCUACCGUCUUUCUGAUGGUCACACUGCAGGUCGUGGUUGAGCUUGGAAGAUUUGAAAGGAAGAAGUUUAAAAAUUCCAAUUUGCAAGAUGGACAUAAAAAAGUGGAGGAAGAGCCUCACCGUCUCCACCCAUUUCCUGAAAAGGAAGCGCUAGCCUUGGGUGUGAAGAACACAGUGGACGUUGGGAGCUACCCCAUUGUGCUGUGGUGGUCCCCACUGACAGGGGAGACUGGCAGGCUGGGCCAGUGUGGGGCAGACGCUUGCUUCUUCACCAUCAACCGGACCUUCCAACAGCAUCACAUGACCAAGGCCUUCCUCUUCUACGGUACUGAUUUUAACAUAGACAGCUUACCUCUGCCUCGGAAAGCCCAUCAUGACUGGGCCCUUUUCCAUGAAGAGUCCCCCAAAAACAACUAUAAGCUCUUCCACGAGCCGGUCAUCACCUUAUUCAACCACACAGCCACCUUCAGCAGGCAUUCCCACUUGCCGCUGACCACCCAGUACUUGGAGGAUGUGGAAGUCCUGACAUCACGCAGAUACCUAGUUCCUUUGCAGUUGAAAAACAACCUAAGACAAAGGCUUGCUCCACUGGUUUACGUACAGUCCGACUGUGAUCCACCCUCAGACAGGGACAGCUAUGUUCGGGAGCUGAUGGCUUACAUCGAAGUGGAUUCCUACGGUGAGUGUUUACGGAACAAAGAGCUUCCUCAGCAGCUGAAAAACCCAGCCUCCAUGGACGCCGAUGGCUUCUACAGAAUCAUCGCCCAGUAUAAGUUCAUCCUGGCCUUCGAGAAUGCCGUCUGUGAUGAUUACAUCACAGAGAAGUUCUGGAGACCGCUGAAACUGGGGGUCGUGCCCGUGUAUUAUGGAUCCCCCACCAUCGCAGACUGGCUGCCAAGUAACAGAAGUGCCAUUCUUGUUUCGGAAUUUUCUCACCCCAGAGAACUGGCAAAUUUCAUUAGGCAGCUGGAUUAUGAUGACCGAUCGUAUGAGGCCUAUGUAGAGUGGAAACUGAAGGGCGAGAUCUCUAACCAGCGACUUCUGACAGCUCUCCAGGAACGGAAGUGGGGAGUGCAAGACAUCAAUCAGGACAACUACAUUGAUACGUUUGAGUGUAUGGUGUGCCACAGGGUGUGGGAAAACAGCAGGCUACAGGAGCAGGGCUUACCACCCAAACAGUGGAGGGCAGACGUUAGCCACCUGAGUUGCCCAGAGCCUAGCCUGUUCGCCUUCUCAUCCCCAGCCGCUCCGGCCCUGCGUGGGAGAUCGUUGAGAGAGCUGUGGCUCCCCAGCUUUCAGCAGUCUAAGAGAGAAGCCCAGGCCCUAAGGUGGCUGGUGGAUAGGAAUCAAAACUUUUCGUCUGAAGAGUUUUGGGCCCUGGUCUUCAAGGACUAGUUUUACAUGGUACUAGAAUGACAGAAUUAGACUAAUUUUCUUGGAUGCCUUAAUAUUUGGAGAUAAUAGCCAUUCCGUUGAGUAUCCUUUAGAGCAAGAAUUAAUUGUAGCCGUUCUCACAAAGAGCCCUGUCAAAUAAUAGCUGUGAGUUAACUUUUAGAGGUUGCCUCUAUAUUUCAGUCUCUGCGCUUGGACCCAUAUGCUCGCCGUCUUCUGUGGAGACUGACCUAAGGUCAAGUGCUCUCCUGGCUGCAGAUCUAGCUGUGGAAGGGUGAUCCUCACCUCCCUGUCAGCAGCUCGUUGGUGUUUGGCAAGCCCGGUUUCUUGGUGCGGAGAAUGAGUGAAGCGCAUUAGAACUUGGCAAUGAGAGAUUCCAUCUGUUCUCAGGGAUGGGAGUAAGAAAAGCUUUGUCAGGCAUCUCUGUCCUCCCAGUCCAAAGGACACAACUUCCUUCGUCUUACACCCCCAAGCCAACUCACUAGCAAAGGGGCUCUAUUUGGCCUGAGCAUGGCACUCAUGGCUCAGGCAGGCCUUGCCCUUCCCCUGUUCCCUCCGUCUUGCUAAACUGUUAGGUUAUGCUUGUAAAGUUAGCCGCCAAGGUCUCUUCCCUUAUUUGGCCACUUCUUGCCCCUGAGGAUGACCACCGAGGCCCAGCUAUCAAAGUUUUAAAGUCCAACAAUCAAAAGCCUCCUUUUGGCUGCCCCAAUUAACAUGCUCAACCAAAGUUAAACAUCUCGUUCUAACAUAGGUGUCUCCCCUUUUCUUUAUAAACUGCCAUUUAUCUGUGGGUCUCCUCUCUAUCGAGAGGCAGUCUGUCCCACUGUGGCAAAUGUCCCUUCCCUCUCAUCCUCUGGUCCUCUGUCUCCUGCCCUUGUCUUUUAUUUCCUGUUCUUUGUCUCUCUGGGUAAAGUAAAUCUCCUUUGUGCUGAGAACUUGGUCUUGGGCUGUCUCGUGCCCACUUCGAUGUCCUUUCAACCAGUCUGUCUAUAUUCUCUUCACCUGUGGCCUCCUCUGAUUUCUCUCUGAAGUGCAAUUUUCUCUAAAAAUAUGUCUCCUAGUUUUUCUAUCUGUGAGAUGUCACUAAUUGUUUCUUAUACCAUGGAGCGGGAGAGGAAGAGAUGUCCGGUUCAUGGCAAAGAGCCAUUUGUUUUGUUCCGGGUGGUGGAAGUGAAUGCCCUGGGCUCUCCUCUGGGGUGAAUCUGAUUGUCAUGAGCACGGUGUAUUCAUUCUAUCAUCGUAGGCAGUUCGUCUCCUGUUGAGCAUUGCUGGUUUCUAAUGUGGUCAGAGAACGUUCAGCCUACUGGUUACCUACUGGUGCUCUCUGAAAACAAAGAGAAGUAACACUGGCAUUCAAUCCAUUAGAUGAUAAGCCUGUUGGUAACUGUUGUGUUGACGUCUGUGUUCUUAACUGUGGAAAUACAUACACCAUUGCUCUCGAGCUCUGACUGCCAGCCUGCAAGAAAUGAGGAUAAAAAGCAGCAUAGUCUUGUUUUUUUAAAAAGAUUUAUUUAUUAUAUAUACACAGUGUUAUGCCUGCUUGUAUGCCUGCAGGUUAGACAAGGGCACCAGAUCUCAUUACACAUGGUUGUGAGCCACCAUGUGGUUGCUGGGAAUUGAACUCAGGACCUUUGGAAGAGCAGGCAGUACUCUUAACUGUGAGCCAUCUCUCCAGCCCCAAACAGCACUUUCUUGAUGAGUUGUAGGGUCCCUUGCUGGUGGAAGAACCCGUCUGUGGAGAGAUUCUCCUCAACUCUACAUCUGUCGUUAAUUCAAUAUGAUUUUUUUGUUUGUUUGUUUGUUUUUGUUUUUUAAGACAGGGUUUCUCUGUGUAACAGCCCUGGCUGUCCUGAAUUCAACAUGAUUUUAGACAAGUCUCUUAACCUCCCUGGACCUUGGGUUUUGGAUCUUAAGAAGUGACUGAACUUGUCUUUGAGGUUGUAUCAUUCUUUAAUUCCUCAUGAAAAUUUGAGAUGUUUAAUUUUAUAGGUGCUUUUACUAACGUGGGAAUAAACUGGCUUAGAUGUGUGUUUUUCAAGAGAAGUUUAUUCUUUGGAGAAUGGACCAUAUGUAUUUUACACAGUAUCAGGACUGAAAGGGAUUUUCUCCCAUUUUAUGUAAUGACAUCAAAGCAGCGAAGUCUGAAAGGGGUUGUUGGUAUAAGGUCAGGCUUUAAAGUGUAUACUGGAUGAAGUGGAAUUCUUCUGAAUUCUCAGAAAUGGUCUUCAAAAGGAUUUAUGCCUUUGACAAAAUAACGUAGUAGCUUUACUUUCUCUCCAUAAAUGUCUAAAACAAAUGCUGAGUACUUCACGUGUGUCUUAAAUCUCAAUAUUUCAGGUGAUUAUUAACAUUGUGAGAACUUCACAUAUGAUACAUGUGUGAUGAGAAUGAUUCUCCACCUUUCCCAGUGUCCCUGCAAUGUCCACUCUUCCCAACUUUGUCUUUUAAAAAUGCAUUAGAACGCACGAAAUCUAAUCAGUUUUGCUCAUAUGUGCACGGGUGAGGGGCCAUACACUGGCUCAUAGGAGCAUUGCCAGUGGCCACAUUCUCCCUUGGAAAUAGCUCCUCUGUAAAUAGCCUGGAGAUCAUCUUUCCCACUUUUGCAGGGACUUUGACUGACGUGAUCUAAUGCUGGUCUUGUCCAGGUACCAUGGGCUGCUGUGAGUUCACCCAUGUGAUAGCAUUGCCAUGUCCAGAGGACAGCAUUUCACAACAUCCUGCCUUCUGGCUUUUGCAUCCUUUCUAGCCCAUAUUCCUCAGUGUUUCCCAAGCCUUGACUCAUAUAUAGAGAGCUGCACAACUGGCCAACAGGCUAAAAUAAAAGGCUGAGCAUCUCUCUAGUGACUGCUGCCCACUGUAAAAGGAAGUUUCCUCUACUCAGGUUCUGUUAUAGGUAUAAGCAUUGAGUUUGUGUUGUGUUGGCCAGUUAGUCCUGGGCAUGGGGCCUACCCUGAAGUGUGUUGAUAUACUCAGUGAGACUGCAUUGGAAAAAGCUAAUUUUUCCUUUGCCAGCAGUUAUAAAUUAAACAUAGCUUCUAGGUUAGUAGGUAGGAGCCUGUGUACACUUCCCCUGCUCAGUAUUGUGUUGUACAUGUACUUAUUGGUGCUGGACACCCCACAUUCACUUAUUCUCUGUGUUUUGACCUUCAUGGAUCUCUAGAGUAGCCUUCCAUGAUGAGCCCCACCCCCAAUGAUGAGAAUUACCAUUGUCUGGGUAUAAGAGUAAAAGUUAGAAUACAGUUAGAAGCUGUUGAUCUAGCAAGAUGGGAGUAGUGAGUUCUUCCCUAGGUCCAGUGUCAUCUCUAGAUAUGAGGUUCUUAAGUCCAAUUAGUUUCCAUCAAGAUAUAAGUGCCACUAUUGUGUAUUCCAGGCCUUCUUGCUCCAUCAUACUUCUUUUCCAGAGUUCCAUAACAAAAUUCUGCCUAAACUUCAUUGGAGUGUCUCUCUUAGGAAUUUUUAAAUGAAAUAAAGUUUUUGAUUAUGCUAGACCAUCCUCAUUUGUGGAAGAUGGAAAAGAGAAAAUUCCAUGGGAUUAAAAGCUAUAGUACAGAAAAAAGAAGCAGUUUGGUACUCUGUCCAUAAAACAAAACAAUCAUAGUAUCUUUAUUUAUGUAAAACCUCCGGCUGAACUCAUAGCCCUUUAACUGGAGAUUAUUCUAGCUGUCAGACACAAAGAGGCAUUUCUUUGUGCCGUGGAUAGUAGUUAGAGCAGAAAGGCACAGCUGGUCAAAGUGCAGAGAAUGAGUGUCAGGGGAGAGCUCAGCUCCACAUGGGACAUGUACCUCACACCCUUCCCCAAGGUUCAGGGACCAUUGAGGAAGAGGAGGCAGAAACCGUGUAAGAAGUGAAGGUCAGGGAGGACUGUACUGAAAUGCUGUCUUCUAGAUAUUACAGCCUGCUGCAUGCAUGAACUCGCAGAAGCUCUGGUUGCCGGCACAAGACCAAGUCUGGUGUGGGAAUGGAUUCUUGAACCCUGACCAGCAACCAAGGAGCUGUGGACAGUAGAUGUAUUCUAGGGAAGAGAGGGUCAUUUUUCUUCAAUGAUAUAGCUCCUGGCAGAUUAGCCAUGCUCAUGUCACUCAUCCCAUACCCAGGAAUAUAUGGAUAGCAAUAAUUGGAUUCUCUGGGCUAUUAAAAAAAAAAGAAAAUGACAUUGUGGGACAUAGGCGGUCAGAUGUAUUUGGGAAAAUAUAGGGGCAGAACUUGUGAGUAAAUAUUAUUGAAACACAUUGUUUGAAGUUCUCAAAGAAUUAAAAAAACUAUUUUUAAUGGAGUACAUUUCAAUGAAAAUAAACGUGGUACUAUAGGACUCUUACAUACAGAUUUGAGACUUAAAUGCUUUGAGACUAAUUUUUGAUACUUAGCCUAUGCUUCUCUUGUCUUUAGGUUUUUCUUAAUAAGAUGCCUUCUUGCUUCAGACAAUUGUGUGAGAAAUGUGUCCUAAUACAGCAGGGCUCUGCUAUAAGAGCUGCCCUCUCAAUGCCUAAGUGUACUUGGCCUGUGUUCGUGCUGCCAUGUGACACUUCUGGGAGCUGCCACAAGGGGUCGCAAUAAACGCUAUGCAAUAGUCACUUCAGUGCCUCAGUGUAUUUUACUUAGAUUGUUCACAAGGACAAAGCUUCAACGCAGUAUAGUGAAGUGGACAGAAAACCUACCAGAAUUGUUAUGAAGAUGAUUCCUAGUCUUUGCCAGUGGCCUUCACUUCUGCUCCUGAAAGUGGAGACAACUUUGACUUUGGUCAUGUAACAAAUCUAAAGUUUCAGAACCUUAAUUCUUGUUGCCUUAAGGACUGACUUCUAGUAGUUAGAAUAUCUGUCUGGGCCAUUAUUAUCCUUAGUAACUGGAUGCUUAGUAUGUUGCUCAGAAGAACAAGUGAAAACGAGUUUCAUUUUUCCAGUUGUCCAUUAUAUGUUACACAUAGGAAAGCCAGCUCAGUGUCUACAGAACACAGGUUAGGACAGACCUGAACUCGAAAAAAACCUCAGUGAUGUUAUGUAGUUUUCAAAACCAUCAUAGUACAGUUCCUACUAGAUAUAAUCAGGGAUCUCUUCUAGCCUUCCCUUUCCCCAGUUCCAAGACUUAACUCACUUGGGGUCCUUGUAUAGCGGCACCCCACUUCUGAUACCAAGUUCUGUCUUAGUCUCUCUUGGUUGUUUUAUACAAUACCACAGACUUGGUUUCUUAAAAAAUAACACAGAUUUACUUCUUGUUUUUGGAGGCUGAGAAAUGCAGGUGGCAUCUUGAUUCAUAGACAGCUGUUCUCUUCCUGUGACUCACGUGACCCUAGGGGAGUGAGUUCUCUGAGGUUUAUUACAGCACUGGUCCACUCAUUCCCUACUUACUUCCCAAAGGCUCCACCUUUCUAUAUAUGGUAUUUAUUUAUUCAUUAAAAAUAAAUAGGGUUUUACUAUAUAUCUCUGACUGGCCUGGAACUCUCUUUGUAGAUUUGGCUGGCUUCAAAUUUCAGAGUUCUGCCUCCCAAGUGCUGGGAUUAAAGGUGUGCACCACCACACUUGGCAAAUGCCUAAUAUUUGACAUUAAAAUUUUAGCAUAUUGUCCGUAGCACUAGUGUAGAGUAAGUUGAUUACCCUAGAGCAGGACGGGCACAAUUCUGCCCAAGUAAUGCAUCUUGGAAUCAUCAGAGUAUGUGGUGUGGGGGUUCAAAGAGCAGUGCUGAUUAGUUUAUGUUACAGAAAACCUUGUAGUCUUGAAUAUUUUUAUAAAACAUUCUUACCGUUCUUUAUUUUUUGUUGUUUUUUAAAUUUUUAUUAUUAGUGAGUAUCUUUAUUGCAUAUUGUAUUAUCAACAUAUAUACACUAUAUAAUAUAACAAAUAUAUACUAUGGGUAUAGUACCUAUAGUAUAAUAAUAAAUUAUAUUACCAAAAGUAUUGGAAAAAUUCAGGGGGUAUGAAAUUAUGCAUUAUGACACUAGAGUAAGAAAAUGUAGCCUGAGUUGACACUCUGCAAUGUAUUACCUUUAUUAUCUUGUUCACAUUACUUGGUCUUUCUACCUAUUCUGCCAUACACCUGCUGUACUAGCUAACCCUGUGUUACAGUGUGAUGAUUAGAUAAGCAAAUGUUCACACUUUAUAUUUUUAUAUAAAUGCUGUUAUCUGUAGCCAUUUGUGAAGACUGUUACUAAAAUUUGUCCACUAAGAGAGAUCGAUGAAUGAUAGUUUUAGGGAGAUGCCCCCUUGUUCUUGUUUGUUAUUUAGUAUGGAUUUUAUUGACUGCUGUGAUAGUUUUAGGGAGAUGCCCCCUUGUUCUUGUUUGUUAUUUAGUAUGGAUUUUAUUGACUGCUGUGAAAUCGGCAUGGUGACAGGCAUGAGAGAAAGAAGGGGAAGGGUUCCGGGAAAGGCGUUGUGAUUUUAUGUUGGUACUAAACCCAGGGACUAGGAGGCUACAAAGAUGGCUCAGUGAUGAGAGUGCUUGUAGAGGAAGUUCAGUUCUCAGUACCCAUGUUUGACAGACUGUAACUCCAGCUCCAGGGAAUCCAAUGUCUUUAUACAUAUCCAUAUCUCCCGUACCCUCUCAUUUACUCUCUCUCUCUCUCUCUCUCUCUCUCUCUCUCUCUCUCUCUCUCUCACACACACACACACACACACACACACUCACACUAAUAAAAAACAAACAAACAAAUAGCUCCUGAAUUCCCAGAAUAUUCUUGGUUACCCCUAUAGGAUUUCUGAUAGUUUUGUGCACAGCUUCAAAUGACAUAAUGAACACUGACCUGGUCCCUAAUAAACCUUCCUGCUUGAUGGAUGAGUACAGUUCAGACCUGAAACCCAAAGAGGAUGUUUUGUUACCUCUCCAUUACCUUGUCCUGAAUCUUGGAACAUGAAUCUUGGUACUUGACCAAGAAAGAGGACAUAGAAAUGACCAAGUCUGUAGAUCUGGACCCCAAUUACUCCUUCACAGAAGAUCAAUAAGGAAAAGAAAAGAAGAGAAACCAAUCAGUCUUCCCAGAGCAGACCUGCCCAUUCCUGUGUUCCAGGAUGUGAUACUGGGUACAGCACACCAGAGUGAGCUUUUAUGUCCUAGUGACUUCUUUACCUGUAACUGUGGACCCAUCGGUCCCCCAGGCUCUACCACAUUAACGUAAAACCUAGGUGUGGCUGGAGAUAGGAUUUACUGGGGAGAUGGGCAAGGGACCACGGUGUGAGCAGGAGCAGAGGUGACUCUAAGAUUUUAUCCUCUCAACAGCUUAAUUAUAACCAGUCAGAGGUGAGGCCAUCUGAACAUCUCAGGCCUGAACAAGAGAGAGAUCUGUAUUUGUCUUCUUGACUGCCCUCCCUUGUUCCUUUUUACUCCUUGGUUUCUUCAGUCUGUGCCUCUGAGGCUUCUGACAUGAGUCAGGAGUGGACAGUGAUGAAUGUUCCUAGCACAUCUGAUUAUCAGGCCAUAAGUGUGCCCUCCAUAUCACUUAGUGUGCAAAAUGAGAACCACAUCAUCCAAUCGAGAGCACGAGAAGAAAUUCUACAACUAACCUACACGGGCUGUUAUGAAUAUUCAAAAUUUUACUACCAUGGACUUAAGUUUUAGGUUUUUUUGUUUUUGUUUUUUUUCCCCAGUGAUUGAGCUGAUUGGCAGACUUAAAACUGACAUUGUAAUUGAUGGGAUAUUAAUGGUUUUGAGGCUGGGUAUAUUCCAAGAGUCUUUGAAAUGAACUCAGUUAUUUUUCAAACACACAGAAUAAACUCCUUUGAUGAGUCCACUCAGAGGAGGGGGAAAAAGGACAGUUUUGUGGAAUAAUGCCCUUGAUAAAGCAAUAAAAGUGAUUAAUUAAA